Molecule: messenger RNA, 4877 nt
Organism: Papilio machaon (common yellow swallowtail)
Lineage: Eukaryota; Metazoa; Arthropoda; Insecta; Lepidoptera; Papilionidae
Gene: Br140
Product: bromodomain-containing protein 1
Exons: 24
Coding region: 157-3648 (1163 amino acids)
Biological process (GO): regulation of transcription by RNA polymerase II
Cellular component (GO): MOZ/MORF histone acetyltransferase complex
Molecular function (GO): protein binding
Source: RefSeq, a predicted model, not a curated record
UCAACAUCGAUUUGUGUUACUUUUUGCCAGCCUUUCACUUUUCUCAAAUUGCGUUUUAUUUCAAAGUUUUGAAGUUAUGAAAAAGUAAAAUCCGUACGACAGCAAAUACUACAAUUUUAAUCUGCAGUACCUCAAAUGGAUUGCUAAAUCAACAAAAUGGGAUUGGAUUUUGAUGUUUUGGAGUUUUGUAAGAAGUUGCGGCAAAACAGGCCACCGCCCUACCAGUGUCCACUGGAAAAGUGUGAUAAAGUUUAUAAAAGCCUGUGUGGAUUGCAAUACCAUCUUGUUAAUUACGACCAUGACAAUCCUACACCGGCAACACCUACCGUAGUUCGUAAUAUAUGUCGGAAAAAAGGCAGAACCAGAGCUGCGGUGCCCACUGGAGAUAUAGCUCUUCAGAGCCCACCGAAAGAGGCUUUAACUUUUGCUGAGGCUCAGAAAGUUGUGCAGUUUGAAAUCGACGGGAAAAUAAGUCGAAUACCGAUAGAUCAACCAUUGCCAAUUAUUUCUUUAGAGGAAUGGGAAAAGAAGAAUGCGGAGCUGGAAAAGCCACUUCCAGUCGUAGAACCACCUCCGGAACCUCAAGUUAAACUUCCUGAGGCUAGUUUUCGCUUAAUACCAGAUUACAAUGAGAGAGUGUGUGAUGCUCAACCCAGACCAAAUGCCUAUAUCCGAUUCAUUGAGAAAUCAGCUGAAGAAUUGGAUGGAGAAGUUGAAUAUGAUGUGGAUGAAGAGGAUACAGCCUGGUUGGCUCUUAUCAACAAGAGCAGAGCUAAACAAGGACUCCCACCAGUCUCUGUUGACACUUUGGAACUGCUUAUGGAUAGACUUGAGAAGGAAUCAUAUUUUCAGGCGACACAAAGCGGCCAGCAGACCGCAGCCACAGUGGAUGAGGAUGCAGUGUGCUGCAUUUGUAUGGAUGGAGAGUGUCAGAAUACAAAUGUUAUACUGUUCUGUGAUAUGUGCAAUCUUGCUGUGCAUCAGGAUUGCUAUGGGGUACCAUAUAUACCAGAGGGCCAGUGGCUGUGCCGGAGGUGUCUACAGUCUCCAUCCAGGCUUGUUAACUGUGUUCUAUGUCCCAAUACUGGAGGUGCAUUCAAACAAACAGAUCAAGGCACGUGGGCGCACGUCGUAUGCGCUCUCUGGAUACCUGAAGUGAGAUUCGCUAACACAGUCUUCUUAGAGCCUAUUGAUUCAAUAGAGAUGAUCCCCGCAGCGCGGUGGAAGUUGCAGUGCAUGGUGUGCAAACAGCGCGGCGCCGGCGCCUGCAUACAGUGCCACAAGAGCAACUGCUACUCCGCCUUUCACGUCACAUGCGCGCAGCAGGCGGGGUUAUAUAUGAAGAUGGAGGCGGCAGGCAGUGGACGAGAUCCCAGUCAGCCGGUACAAGUCGCCAAGAUGGCGUACUGCGAUGCGCACACGCCGCAGCACAUAUUACAGGAAAGACGUGCACAGGAUUCUGAAGGUGAUUCAAAAUCGACAGAUUUGUCCGCAAUCAGACAAAAAGGAAGGGAUAAAAUUAAACAGGCUCGUCGUGUGCUGGCCCGAGCCCGGAGCUGGGCACCAGUGGUGCUGGUGCCGACUCUGCGUGCGGAGCGCGUGGCAGACGUGGCCGCGCUACUCCGAGGUCCUGCAGCAGCUCGCGCCAGUCUCAUGAAGAGGUUGCUGGCAUACUGGACCUUGAAGAGACACGCGAGGAACGGAGUACCCUUGUUGAGACGGCUGCAGAGUUUAGCUACUAAUCAUGGUACUCGAGGUAUACAAGAUGGUACAGUGAAUGUGCGCGAGUUGUGUAAUCAACUCAAAUAUUGGCAAAGGAUACGACAAGAUUUGGAGAGAGCUAGACUGCUGUGCGAGCUGGUGCGCAAGCGAGAGCGUCUGAAGGCGGAGCACACUCGUGUGUGGGAGCGGUGUGUGAUGCACGCGCUGCGGCCGGCCCGCGCCGCGCUGCACAAGCUGCUGCGUCUGCUGCGUCAGAGGGACACCAGCGAUGUCUUCACUGAACCAGUCGAUCUUAAUGAGGUACCAGACUACAGCACAGUAGUAAAGCAACCGAUGGAUCUGAGUACUAUGGGCAAGAAGCUGGAGCGCGGCGCGUACCGCACCAUUGAUGAUGUAGAGACGGACUUUAACCUUAUGAUAGACAACUGUCUCACAUACAACAACAAGGAUACUGUUUUCUAUAAGGCGGGUAUAAAGAUGCGGGAGCAAUGUCUGCCCAUCUUCCGUCAGGCGAGACGCGACCUGAUCGAGGCGGGGCUGGCCGAGGUGGCGGGGCAGGGCGCAGCCGCUGACGCAGACGAGGCCCCGCCCCGGGACACCGAGACUCCCGCACGCGCACGCAGCAGGGCGAAGAGAUCUAGUAGUGAGAGUGAACAUACUGCAGAUACUAGAAGCGAGCGCGGUGUGUCUGUGGCGAGAAGUGAACGACGCAUGUCCACGCGCAGACUGUCAGAAGAUAAUACGCGUGAAGUAUCUCCGGCUGCAGGCAAAGUGAACAGGAACUGGUGGCGUGGGCGGGGCAGGGGGCGUGGCCGGCGCGGGCGCAGGGGGCGGGGCCGAGCUAGCCAAUCAGUGUCCAGACCUGCACAGGAUAAUGAGACACCAACUUCAGAUUCAGAGACUCCAAUGGCGGCUAGAAAGAGCGUGGAGCGUAAACUUGUCACUCCAGACAAGUCACCAGUCAAACAAAAUGAUGCUAGCCCAAGUGUUAGUAUGUUGAGCAGUGGUCUAAGAAAGCCUACUUUAAUGUUGACUCCAUCCACAAUAGCGCCAAAGAGUUUCGGUUCUGAUGCGUCUCUGCCUACAUUAUCAGCUAGUUUGGGCAGGUCCAGUGAGAGCAGUCCGAGAAAGAAAGGUCGCGGUAGACCUCGCAAACAUGAUAAGGAUAAAACAUCAAAUGAUUUGUUUAGGUCAGUUGGUGAGGGGGGCGUGGCCACUCCAGUGCCCGCCUCCUUCCUGCAGUACCGCGGCCCUCCGGGGGAGGUUGGAUCAGACAGCGACUUUGCACUCUCCAGGUCCAGCAGCAGCAGCAGCGCUUGGUCGCAGUCGUGUUCUUCGUGUACGCAUUAUGAUGAUGAUGAUCGUUCCUGUUCGUACUCCUCCAGUGACGGAUCAAGCUACAAUGAAACCCUGGAGUCUGCACUAGAGGGCGGCAGCGGCGGAGAGCGGAGACGCGCACGACGUGCACAUGCAGACCCCGCCCCCUCCACACACAAGGGUCGAGGAACAAGAUCAUCCACAUCUAAAACACCAGUAAAGGCAACGCCAACCACACAUUUGGAGCCGUUACAAUUGGUGUGGGCUAAAUGCAGAGGUUAUCCUUGGUAUCCUGCGCUAAUAAUAGACCCUAAAAUACCAAAAGGAUUCAUUUAUAAUGGUGUACCUUUACCAGUUCCACCGCAGGAUGUAUUAAACCUUAAGAAAAACCAUUCUCAUGAACCUGUACUGUAUUUGGUACUCUUCUUCGAUGUGAAACGAACAUGGCAAUGGCUGCCACCAAACAAACUCGAAGUUCUUGGAGUGGAUAAGAGCUUGGAUCAAGCUAAACUGGUGGAAUCUAGGAAACCGACUGAAAGGAAAGCGGUAAAGAAGGCCUAUGGUGAUGCGAUGCAGUUCAGGAAGCAAGUUGAUGGUGAAGAUAAAUGACAAAGGUUCAAAUACAGAUCCCGGAGACAUGUCAAAGGGUUCAGUUUUGGUAAUUUCUCAACGAUGAGGAUUAGAACACCAGUGGAAAGUACCGAUUCAAGUGACUGAAUGAUACUUUUGAAGAAUCUUAUGCUUUAGUUUUUUUUUUUCAAAUAUAAAAUUACUUUUGUAGUAGUAGGAGGUUCCUUUCGGCAAUUCUGAAAUCAUGUUGAUGAUAUAUAAAGUGUGUUAGAGGCCUAAUUUUAGUCCUCUUUCCCUUAUAAGAAUAAGAUAGGAUGAGGAAGUGGGUUUGACGGAGAAAGGGGAAUAAUUUCUUCCUAUAUGUCCCCUGCUCCAUUGAUUAAAGGUUGGCUACACACCUGCAAUUGGGGAUGUCUACGUAGAGGUCGCUAUGCUAAGCUAUUCAAGUGCUCACUUGCUUGUUUGCUACCUUAUAACAUAAAAUAAAUCUUUCUGAAUAACCUACAAAACUACUAAAGUGGACUCAAAAACUACUUUGAAAAAUUAACCACUAAUAAUUACUUAUAAUGAGUAAGCUAGGCUAUAAUGUCUAUUUGCCUAGCAAAGCUAGGAAGAGUUACUAGUAAUAUGAAUAAAAUAGAUUGUAGUUUAAAGAUUUGAAUUUUGCUUUAAUAUAAAAGUAACGUAGAUUUUUUAUAUCUUAAUAAAUAUUAAGUAAAUCAGAACAAUCCCACCUAAUAGAUAAUUCGCCCCAUUCGAUGAAAAGAGUUACAUUUCUUAUGAGAUCUGCAGAUAUGAUCUUCUUCGGAAGGGUCAAAUUAUUUCAACAACAUUGUGUGUUAUUAAUUACGUAGUUAAAGUACUAGACUAUUUUCAACAUUUUAUAUGACAUAGUAUUAACAUAAUAUAUCCCAAUAAUAUCACUGUAUUUAUUCAGUAAAUCUUACUAAUAUUAUAAAUACGAAAGUUUAGAUGUAUGGAUGGAUUGAUGUUUGUUAGAAGGUAUCUUCGAAACAGCUGUACGGAUCUGGAUAAAAUUUGGCACAGAUCUAGAAUAACAGUAGUAAACAAGUAGUCUGGAAUAACACAUAGGCAACUUAUUGUUUUUUUUUUUUAAUUCCGCGCGGACGGAGUUGCGGGCAACAGCUCAUUUAUUAUAUAGGUAAAUAUAAACAUUCUUGUGUGAUCGUUUUAUACAGCUAGGUUAAACUAGAUGCUUUUUUAACCUACUAGAUUUUCAUAUAGAUGUGUAUUUUAUAAAAAGUUAA